UAAAUUUACAGGAACUUAACUUUGUGCCAUGUAAACAGCAGCAGUUACAAGAUGGCUAAGAAAUCACUUGCUCGAUGGCUCUAUCAUAUGUAGCAGAGCUGAAUUUUCUGAGGAGGCACAGUGAGUGAGUGUCAUGUGAAGAAAUGGAGGGUUUCUGAAUCCUGCUGUCUGGGUCGCCCCAGAAAGCGAAGAUGAAUGCUUUGGUGGAAGAAGAGAAUGGCUGCGCACUCUGAACUGUCUGGCAUGGAUCUAUAUGAGGAUUACAAAUCACCCUUCGAUUUCAAUGCUGGAGUGAACAGAAAUUAUCUUUACUUGUCGCCUGGCAUAAACCUUUCUCCACCUGGAUCACCUACGCUGGCAAAGUCUGGGCUGCUGAGGAGUGACUCUAUACCUGAGGUUGGAGAGGAUGCUGCUGCUACAAUCGGCAUGGCAGAAACACUCUCAGAAGAAGAACAGGAUGAGCUAAGAAAAGAGCUUGCCAAGGUGGAAGAGGAAAUCCAGACGCUCUCACAAGUGCUAGCUGCCAAAGAGAAGCAUCUAGCAGAAAUCAAGAGAAAGCUGGGAAUUAACUCACUACAGGAACUAAGGCAGAAUAUUACCAAAAGCUGGCAAGAUGUUACGUCAACCACAGCAUACAAGAGAACAUCAGAAACCCUGUCUCAGGCUGGUCAGAAAGCUUCUGCUGCUUUUUCUUCUGUUGGUUCAGUCAUAACCAAGAAAUUUGAAGAUGUCAGAAAUUCUCCUACUUUCAAAUCCUUUGAGGAAAAGGUUGAAAACUUAAAGUCUAAAGUUGGAGGAAGCAAACCUGCUGGAGGAGACUUUGGAGAAGUUCUCAACUCUGCUGCCAAUGCCAGUGCCACAGAAACUAUUGCAGAACAGACAGAGGAAGAGACCCACUGAGAUUCCUGCCUCUGUCCUGCUACCCACUGCCAGAUGCUGCAAGCAAAAACCAAGCACAUUUGUAACAUUCUCUGCGCUCUUUCCACCAGUUGUGCUUUUAUUUAGCACGUAGUUAUUUUACCAGAUUAAUUGAUACCAAGCUUGUUUGUGGGUUCAAAAUAUUUUUGAAACUAAAAUACAUUGUUUGGGGUUUUGUGUGGGAAGGGGAAUUUCUAUGCCUUUCAAGUAUUUAAAGGACUUACUGUAAUUUGAAGGCAACCUUUAAAAUAUAGCAAUGAAAACAAAUCUUUUGAGAAUUUAAUUAUAUUGUAMAUAUACUGUGGAUACAUAAUUUCAAUCUGUAACUACUGCUCAACUAAUCCUUAUGAAUCUACUGCUGCUGCCAAACUGAAGCUUGKUACUUCACUCCCUUGUGAUUGUUUCAGUUGAAUGUUGCCUGCAAGGGACAUUGCACUAGGAGACCAGCUGAGGAGGAAGGAUCACUCCCAACUAAAGAAAAGACUUCAGUUUCAGCAGGCUUUACACAAAUUAUAGCAGGUUCACACAUGGGUAGGAAUGUACAGUCUCGUGAGCGUGCUCCUCGUACAGCAGGUGUGGAUAGGUAAUACAGAACAUCUAAAACUUACCGAUUUGUCUGUGCAUCAUCUGCCUAGGAAACUUCUGACCAACACAGAUGGAAGCAAGAUGCCUCAUAGUGCUGCUUUGGUUCAGUCACCAUAACAUUUUCAGUCUUGUUUGUAGUACAGGAUGUUACUGUGGCAAGGUAACACUCUUCUGAACAUUUGACCAGUUUCAAAUAGAUUCAUCUUCAUUCACGUGUGGUAGUGUCAUGUUCUUGCUAACAAAGCAUGGACUGGAAGAAUAAGCCUGAGCCCAGAAGUGGUUCUUUUUUAGUCAUCAAGAGAAUUGCUUCUAAAUCCCAAUGUUGCUUCCCUUGUAGGCUGACCCUGGAAAACCUCUGCUACACCAUCUUGCUCUCUUUUAUGUAUUUAAGGCCUGUACCUCAAGCAGCACCACUGUUCCUGACCCCUGAAGUCUGGUUUGAGAGGUGCACAGUGUCAUCACUCCGCAUAGYUCUCUUAAAAGUAUCUGUUCUCCUACAUCUGUUGUCUGCUGUACUCCUCAAAUUUCUUGUGUUUUGUAUGUUUCUGCCACAGGGUUAGAAUGUUUUAUCACCGUGCUUAGAACUGGAAACAAGUUUUGCUACAUUUGUGUGAAAACCAUGAAACUUCAGCUGCCACAGGUGUCUGGAGGAGAAAAAAGUUGGCUCCUSACAACCUUGCUAGCAUGUCAGAUGUAGAAUGUAUGCUUAAUUACAUGUGAGAAGCUUAAUAAAAACCUGUAUAUGAGGAAUGUAUUGUCCUGUGAGCAUGGAGGAUAAUGUAAAUAAGUAAGGAAAUUUUGUUUGUAAUUGAAUCAGUCCUCUAAGUUUGGUUCAAAGCAGUACUGAUACAUGCUACUGUACUGGGGGGAAUCUGAAUGGCUGAGCUUGGCAUUUCUAGAGAAGA
This is a messenger RNA of Malurus melanocephalus (red-backed fairy wren), 2408 nucleotides long. RefSeq names its product tumor protein D52 (gene TPD52). Bases 196 to 900 code for a protein of 234 amino acids. The record is from RefSeq and is a predicted model, not a curated record. Gene Ontology annotation, cellular component: cytoplasm; mitochondrial small ribosomal subunit. Gene Ontology annotation, biological process: B cell differentiation. The transcript is spliced from 6 exons. Lineage: Eukaryota; Metazoa; Chordata; Aves; Passeriformes; Maluridae.